Messenger RNA from Drosophila navojoa, 897 nucleotides. RefSeq lists its product as uncharacterized. The record is from RefSeq and is a predicted model, not a curated record. Gene Ontology annotation, cellular component: cytoskeleton. NCBI's taxonomy places the organism in Eukaryota, Metazoa, Arthropoda, Insecta, Diptera, Drosophilidae.
CAGGAUAAGAAAGAGCGAGACAGAUAGGGAGAGAGUGAGAGAGAUAGAGCGAGAGGCACGCACAUAUCCGCCAUUCAACCCACAGAGACAACUUGCUCAAACGUGGAGCCACACAUGGAUGCUGCCGGCACGACGCUGAUGCUGGUGGAUGCGUCGGCCGCUGAGAAGCACCACCAGCAGCACCAGCACCAGCAACAGCAACAGCAGCAGCAGCACCAUCACGGCCAUACGCGACACAUGCACCACCAGAACGGCGAACUGGCGGCGUCCAGCGAUGCAACAAGCGGCACACAGCAGCUGCACACGGAGCUGGCUGCAUCGGCUGUUGCCGCUGGCCCGACGACUGGCAGCAUUUCGAGUGCGAAUACAAUUCUAACGGAAACGACUACGGCCGGCACCUCGAACAGCUCCUCGGGCAAUAGCUCGCCAGCCAAGGCGUAUCUGCAUCAUCAUCUGCAUCACGGCACGCACUCGCAUGCGCAUCAUCAUCAUCAUCAUUCGCUGCAGCUGCACCAUACGGCGCCGCCCUCACCACUUGCUACGGUGCGACAUCAGCAGCAACAGCAGCAGCAACAACAGCAACAACAACAGCUGUCGGGUGCUUCACCCCCACCGGGCGGCUGUCUGGCCGUCUGCUGCUCAACGGCUGGCGGCUCGACGCAUCAUCACAUGACCGUCGGCCAUGUGCCACAUCUGCCGCCCCAUCAUUCGCUCUAUCCGCUAAUGGCCGCCGCCCAGCUGGGCUAUGUGGGCUCCAGUGGGCCCAGUUCGCUGGUCAAUUCGCCCGCGCUGGGUCGACGCAAGCGCUACACCAGCACCUCCUCGAACUGCUCCAGCCAGUUCAACAACAACUACGCCGGACUCGAUGUCGACUCUCUGGACGACAUGCUGCGCAAG